AUGCACAGGAAGAUUUGCGAAAUGGUGAUCUAUAUUAUCGAGAAAGAUCCUGAGCUUUUGGAACAAAUCAAACAGGCCAACUUUCACUUGAUGUUGACCGAUCCAGCAAACGGAGGAGUGGACUGUGCAUGGAGAAGUGCAUUUCAGCGAACGUAUAAUGUGUUGUUUUACGUCAUUCGGCUUUUCCUUUACAAGCGCAUCGUUGGUCCUCAUUACAGCACCUUGUGUGACCGAUAUUUUGGUCCUGAUUCGCACUAUUUUGAGUUACUCCAAGCAGCUGAUAUUUGGCUCAUGAGGGUGGAUUUUGUUUUUGAAUUUCCUCGCCCGACUAUACCAAAUGUCAUUUACGUUGGCGGUUUCCAAUGCAAACCUGCAAAAGAGCUUCCGAGGGAUCUGGAGGACUUUUCGCAGAGCUCUGGAGAGCAUGGUGUUAUUAUUAUGUCUCUAGGAACGUUAGUUGGCCAACUUCCUCUUGACAUAGCUGAUGAAAUAGCAGCUGCGUUUGCUCAGCUUCCCCAAAAAGUGAUUUGGAGAUACACAGGAGCGCAGCCGUCGACUUUGGGCGACAACACUUUACUGGUUAACUGGUUACCGCAGAAUGAUCUCUUAGGACAUGCAAAGACCAAGGUUUUUGUGUCUCAUAGAGGAACUAAUGGUAUUUUUGAAGCCAUUUAUCAUGGCGUUCCUAUAGUCGGAUUACCGCUUGUUUUCGAUCAGGAUGAUAACCUUUCAAAAAUGAGACAUAGAGGUGUGGAUAAAGUUGUGGACAUUGCCAACAUAGAUAGAAGUAUAUUUAAAGAUGCGUUACAAGAAGUGCUUACAGAGCCAUCCUACAGGAAGAACGUGCAGAAACUGUCCAGUCUGCAUAGAGACACACCAGUAAAUCCGUUAGUUAGCGUCCUCUUCUGGAUUGAGUUUGUCAUGAGACACAGAGGCGCUGCUCACCUGCGCACUGACUCUUAUAAAAUGCCCUGGUACUCAUACUACAGUGUUGAUGUCGUAGUGACACUCAACCUACUUGUGCUGCUUUUUGCACUUUUAACAGCACUAACCAAAUGUGUUCUCAUAACAAUAGAGAAUUUUUAA
This is a messenger RNA of Sinocyclocheilus grahami, 1086 nucleotides long. Its product is annotated as UDP-glucuronosyltransferase 2C1-like. The transcript is spliced from 5 exons. The record is from RefSeq and is a predicted model, not a curated record. Gene Ontology annotation, molecular function: UDP-glycosyltransferase activity. Bases 1 to 1086 code for a protein of 361 amino acids. Lineage: Eukaryota; Metazoa; Chordata; Actinopteri; Cypriniformes; Cyprinidae.